Pyricularia pennisetigena is the source of this 3177-nucleotide messenger RNA. RefSeq lists its product as uncharacterized. Gene Ontology annotation, biological process: thiamine biosynthetic process; rRNA processing. Bases 1 to 3177 code for a protein of 1058 amino acids. Gene Ontology annotation, cellular component: nucleus; ribonucleoprotein complex; cytoplasm. Gene Ontology annotation, molecular function: ATP binding; phosphomethylpyrimidine kinase activity; RNA binding. NCBI's taxonomy places the organism in Eukaryota, Fungi, Ascomycota, Sordariomycetes, Magnaporthales, Pyriculariaceae. The record is from RefSeq and is a predicted model, not a curated record. The transcript is spliced from 18 exons.
AUGGCGCAAAAAAGAGUAUUGGUCGUUGCAGGAUCGGAUAGUUCUGGUGGAGCGGGCCUCGAGGCGGACCAGAAGACAUUGGCUGCACAUGGAUGUUAUGCAAUGACAGCGACGGCUGCACUUACAGCGCAGAACACCCAGGGUGUAUUUGACGUCCAUCAUGUGCCGUCCAAGUUUGUGCGCAAGCAGAUAGACCUUUGCUUCGACGAUGUUGGUGUCGAUGUGGUCAAGACGGGAAUGCUCGCCGUUGCGGAGACGAUAAAAGAGCUCGCUGAGGCGCUGACAAGCCGAAACUUUGACGGGAAGCUCGUCGUUGAUCCCGUCAUGGUUGCAACAACAGGCGCGAAGCUGCUCCCCGUGGAGGCCGUUACCGAGCUUGUAAAACACCUGAUACCGCUGACCACCGUGCUCACCCCGAACAUCCCAGAGGCACGCCUGCUUUUGACCACGGCAGGGUUCGACCAGCCGGUCAUCAAGAGCGUGACGGACCUUGAAACCAUUGGCCGCAAACUACUCACCCUGGGACCCCAGUGGAUCUUGGUCAAGGGAGGCCACUCGCCCCUGCGCCAGGACUACAGUGUCGCCGAGAAGCCCGAAGAGCGCCAGGUCAUGGUGGACGUGCUCAUGGGUCCCGAUAGCCAGGUCUUCAGGAUCGAGUCUGGAUUCCAGGAUUCCAAGAACACGCAUGGAACCGGGUGCACACUGGCGUCUGCCAUUGCGGCAAACCUAUCCACCGGCAUGGAUGUACCCGGGGCAGUCAAAGCGGCUUGCAGAUAUGUCCAAGCUGCUCUCAAGGCAGCUCCUGGGUUGGGACAGGGUAACGGACCGCUGGGGCACUUUCAUUCACUGUCUAUACGUCCGUUUGCGCCGGGCAACUUUAUCGAAUACGUCUUGGACCGACCUGAUGUUGCGCCAAUUUGGGAGCGGUACACCAAGCAUCCGUUCGUUAUGGGCCUUGGUGAUGGGACCUUGCCGCUGUCCUCCUUCAAGUCCUAUCUCGUUCAGGACUAUCUCUACUUGAUACAGUUUGCAAGGGCAAACGCUCUUGCCUCGUACAAGUCCAAGAACCUGGCAGACAUAUCUGCUGCUGCAGCCAUAGUGUUGCACAUCGAUAGAGAGACACAGCUGCAUUUGGAUUACUGCAAGGGGUUCGGGCUCACAAAGGAGGAGAUGGAACAAACCGAAGAGCAUGUUGCUUGCACGGCGUAUAGCAGAUAUGUUUUGGAUGUCGGACAGUCAUCAGACUAUGUGGCACUGCAAAUGGCUCUUGCGCCUUGCCUAUUGGGAUAUGGUGUCAUCGCAAAACAUCUCCAUGCCGACCCGAAAUCCAAGAAGGAUGGAAGCCCGUACUGGACCUGGAUCCAGAACUAUGUGGCCGACGACUAUGUGCAGGCCGUCAAGACAGGCUCCGAAUUGUUGGAACGCCAUGCGAUGCUCCAGUCGCCGUCCAGAAUCAAUGAGCUUGUGGAAGUGUUUAAGCAUGCCACCAAGCGCCAUCAAUAUCCAGUCCGUGUCAUCACAGUUCUAGUCGAGAUGUCUUACGGUGGCGGUGGCUACGGCGGCCGGAACGGUGGUGGUUACGGUGGUGGCCGCGAUGGUGGUUACUCGAACGGACACGGCUCAUAUGGCGGUGGCUCCAACGGCUACGGCGGCGGCGGUGGUGGUGGCUAUGGAGGAGGUGGUUACGGCGGCGGCGGCGGCUUCGGAGGAGGUGGUGACCGCAUGUCUAACCUAGGCUCAGGUCUGCAGAAGCAGGACUGGGAUAUCAGCGCCCUCCCCAAGUUCGAGAAGCACUUCUACAAGGAGCACCCCGAUGUCACCAACAGGUCGCAGGCGGAGGUUGACAAGUUUCGUCGCGAGCACUCGAUGGCCGUGCAGGGUAGUGAUGUGCCCAAGCCUGUCGAGACGUUCGACGAGGCCGGCUUCCCGCGCUACGUGAUGGACGAGGUCAAGGCACAGGGCUUCCCUGCACCGACUGCCAUUCAGUCUCAGGGCUGGCCCAUGGCUUUGAGUGGUCGUGAUGUCGUUGGUAUCGCUGAGACGGGAUCGGGCAAGACUCUUACGUACUGUCUUCCCGCUAUCGUGCACAUCAACGCUCAGCCGCUCCUUGCACCCGGUGACGGACCGAUCGUCCUGAUUCUUGCCCCAACUCGAGAGCUCGCCGUUCAGAUCCAGGCUGAAAUCAGCAAGUUCGGAAAGUCGUCGCGCAUUAGAAACACGUGCGUCUACGGUGGUGUGCCCAAGGGUCCCCAAAUCCGUGACUUGUCUCGUGGCGUCGAGGUCUGCAUCGCAACCCCCGGUCGUCUCAUUGACAUGCUCGAGUCCGGCAAGACCAACCUUCGCCGUGUCACAUACCUCGUCCUCGACGAGGCUGAUCGCAUGCUUGACAUGGGUUUCGAGCCCCAGAUCCGCAAGAUCAUUGGCCAGAUCCGACCUGAUCGUCAGACUCUGAUGUGGUCGGCUACUUGGCCCAAGGAGGUGCGCAACAUGGCAGCCGACUUCCUGCAAGACUUUAUCCAGGUCAACAUUGGUUCUCUGGAUCUUUCGGCAAACCACCGCAUCACCCAGAUUGUGGAGGUUGUUUCCGAGUCGGAGAAGCGUGAUCGCAUGAUCAGGCACAUGGAGAAGAUUAUGGAUGGAAAGGACAGCAAGAACAAGAUCCUCAUCUUUGUUGGCACAAAGCGUGUUGCAGACGAAAUCACUAGGUUUUUGCGACAGGAUGGUUGGCCCGCGCUUUCAAUCCAUGGCGACAAGCAGCAGAACGAGCGUGACUGGGUCCUCGACCAGUUCAAGACGGGCAAGAGCCCCAUCAUGGUCGCCACCGACGUUGCGUCGCGUGGUAUUGACGUGCGCAACAUUACUCAUGUGCUCAACUAUGACUACCCUAACAAUUCGGAGGACUACAUCCACCGUAUUGGUCGUACAGGCCGUGCUGGUGCGAAGGGAACUGCAAUUACCUUCUUCACCACUGAGAACUCUAAGCAGGCUCGUGAUCUUCUAGGAGUCCUUCAAGAGGCCAAACAAGAGAUCGAUCCUCGCCUUGCAGAGAUGGCCAGGUACGGCGGCGGCGGUGGCGGCGGUAGGUACGGCGGAUACCGCGGCCGCGGCGGUCGCCACCAUGGCGGUGGUGGCCGUGGUGCCAACGACCUGCCCAUGGGAGGUAACCGACGCUGGUAG